This is a messenger RNA of Serpula lacrymans var. lacrymans S7.9, 1992 nucleotides long. RefSeq lists its product as uncharacterized. The record is from RefSeq and is a predicted model, not a curated record. Gene Ontology annotation, cellular component: signal recognition particle, endoplasmic reticulum targeting; cytosol. The transcript has 10 exons. NCBI's taxonomy places the organism in Eukaryota, Fungi, Basidiomycota, Agaricomycetes, Boletales, Serpulaceae. The coding region runs from base 1 to 1737 and encodes 578 amino acids. Gene Ontology annotation, biological process: SRP-dependent cotranslational protein targeting to membrane; SRP-dependent cotranslational protein targeting to membrane, translocation. Gene Ontology annotation, molecular function: GTP binding; endoplasmic reticulum signal sequence receptor activity; GTPase activity.
AUGGUUUUGGCCGACCUGGGCCGCAAGCUCAAUGCUGCAUUCUCAUCCCUCAGCAGAGCAACAGUCGUCGACGAAAAGGUUCUCGAUGCAACUCUCAAAGAAAUCACAGCUGCACUACUCGAGUCUGAUGUAAAUGUCAAAUUGGUUGCAUCACUCAGACAGAAAGUCAAGGUCAAAGUCAAAGCAGCUCUAGAUGGAGGAUCAUCAGACAAGUCUAAAGAGGCGAACCGGAAGAAUCUUGUCCAAAAGGCUGUAUUUGAUGAACUCGUUCAUCUCGUUGAUCCUGGUGUUGAACCAUACAAGCCAAAGAAGGGCCAGUGUAAUAUUCUUAUGGCUGUGGGUCUCCAGGGUAACGGAAAAACGACGACAUGCACAAAACUCGCUGUAUACUAUCAGAAACGUGGCUUCAAAUCAUGUAUCGUCUGCGCUGAUACAUUCCGUGCCGGAGCUUUCGAUCAGACCCGGCAAUCUGCUACGAAAGCCAAAGUAGCUUACUUUGGCUCUUACACAGAGACUGAUCCCGUUGUCAUCGCCGCUCAGGGUGUCGCAAAAUUCAAGAAGGAACGGUUCGAAGUCAUAAUAGUGGAUACCUCUGGUAGACAUAAACAGGAAUCGGAACUCUUCCGAGAAAUGGUGCAGAUCGGGGAAGCUGUUAAACCACAUAUGACUAUUUUGAUUCUGGAUGCAAGCAUUGGUCAGGCUGCUGAAGCUCAGAGUCGAGCUUUCAAAGACAGUGCAGAUUUCGGAGCUAUCAUUGUCACCAAGAUGGAUGGCCACGCCAAAGGAGGUGGAGCUAUCUCUGCGGUUGCGGCUACGAAAACACCUAUUAUAUUCUUGGGUGUUGGCGAGCAUCUCCACGAUUUAGACCGAUUCUCUCCACAGCCAUUUAUUUCCAAGCUCUUGGGCUUAGGAGAUAUGCAGGGCCUCAUGGAACACAUGCAAGACCUGGCUACACAAAACCCUGAUAAGCAGAAGGAAAUGGCAAAAAAACUCGAAGAGGGGAAACUAAGCAUCCGUGAUUGGCGAGAGCAGAUACAAAAUGUUAUGAAUAUGGGUCCAAUCAGUAAAAUAGCUUCUAUGAUCCCAGGGCUUCCUCAAGAACUUUUAUCCGGUUCAGAUGAAGAAGGUUCCCUGCGCAUGAAACGCAUGAUAUAUAUAACUGAUAGCAUGACUUCAACGGAGCUUGAUUCUGAUGGUGCAGUAUUUAUGGAUAUGUCAAAGGAUGGGAAGCCAGUAGGUCUGACAUGGCGGGUCACAAGAGUCGCAAAAGGCAGCGGAACCAGCGUGCGGGAGGUUGAAGAAUUGCUAUGUCAAUAUAGAAUGAUGGCGAAUAUGGCCAAGCAGGCUGGAGGUAAAAAUGGAUGGUUGCAAGCAAUGCAAAAAAUGCAAUCAAUUGCUGGAGGUCGUGGUCGUGGUGCUAAUGGUAUGCCAACGCCUGCGCAGAUUCAGGCUAUGCAACGUGCCAUGCCACCUGGUGCUUUACAACAAAUGCAGCGCCAGCUACGGAGCGGAGGUGGGGGCAUGCAGGAGAUGUUGAAAGCGAUGAUGCAAGGUCAGGGAGGCGACCAGCUAGACAUGGAGGAGAUGCAACGAAUGAUGUCACAAAUGGGCAGCGGGAUGGGAGGCCUCGGUGGUCUCGGUGGUUUACCCGGCAUGGGAGGCGGUAUGGGUGGGAUGCCAAACAUGGGCGAAAUGUUCAAGAUGAUGGGUAUGGGUGGUGGUGGCACAGGGCGGUAACCCACGGGAGAGUUUACUUAUCCCUUAUGUACAAUCAUCACUGUCAUAAUGCAUCUCAUGUACAUUCUCAUGCAGUAAUCAGCGACAGAGUCUGCAGUAUCGUAGAGUAUAUAUAAGAUAAUUAACUUGGCACGACUAUGGUAAUUUCAAGAUUGCUUCUCUGCUGCACCCCUUCGUUUCUUUUUCCAUAGUUUCUUCUGGACUGAGGCUGCGUUUACGUUACCGAAAAUAAAUGAAGAUGUAUGUUUAUCAGCU